Molecule: messenger RNA, 4952 nt
Organism: Lagopus leucura (white-tailed ptarmigan)
Lineage: Eukaryota; Metazoa; Chordata; Aves; Galliformes; Phasianidae
Gene: PGBD5
Product: piggyBac transposable element derived 5
Exons: 7
Coding region: 1-1695 (564 amino acids)
Biological process (GO): non-replicative DNA transposition
Cellular component (GO): nucleus
Molecular function (GO): transposase activity
Source: RefSeq, a predicted model, not a curated record
AUGAUGGCGGAGGGCGGCGGCGGGCCGGCGCGGCGGAAGGCGCUGUCGCUGCUGGAGGCGGCCCGCUCCCGCUACGAGAGCCUGCAGAUCUCAGACGACGUCUUCGGGGAGUCGGGCCAGGACAGCAGCGGGAACCCGUUCUACAGCACCUCGGCCGACUCCCGCUCCGCCGCCUCUUCCCAGGACGAGGAGGAAGACGAGGAGGGCGAGGGGCGCCCGGAGGGGCCGUGCCCGCGGAGCAGGGCGGCGCGGCGUCGCGUCCCCAGGCCGGCGGCGGCCCCGGCGGAGCGGCGGCGGCAGCAGCAGCAACGGCAAGCCGGCGGCGGAGGCGGCGCGGUGCCGGGCGGCCCGGGCCCGAUGGAGGAGGGGGAGGAGGAGGAGGACGCGGAGACGGGCGGCUGGACGCGGUCUCUGCGAGACGUCCCGCCGCCUCGCUUCAAGGAUAGCAGCGGUCCAACACGAAAAAUGCCCUUGACUGCCAGUGCCAUGGACUUUUUUCAACUCUUUGUCCCCGACAACGUACUAAAAAACAUGGUGGUACAAACCAACAUGUAUGCCAAGAAGUACCAGGAGAGAUUUGGUAGUGACGAUACCUGGAUUGAUGUCACCUUGACAGAAAUGAAGGCUUUCCUAGGCUACAUGAUAUCGACCAGCAUCCACCACUGUGAGUCUGUUCUCAGCAUAUGGAGCAGCGGCUUCUAUAGCAACAAGAGCAUUGCACUUAUCAUGACACAAUCACGGUUUGAGAAGAUCCUGAAGUACUUCCACAUUGUGGCCUUCCGCUCGAGCCAGACGACGCAUGGACUCUACAAAAUCCAGCCUUUCCUGGACUCUCUGCAGAAUGGCUUUGACUCUGCUUUUAGACCUUCACAAGCCCAGGUUCUGCAUGAGCCUCUGAUUGAUGAGGAUCCUGUUUUCAUUGCCACGUGCACAGAGAGGGAGCUGCGCAAGAGGAAAAAAAGGAAAUUCAGCCUCUGGGUUCGUCAGUGCUCAUCCACUGGUUUCAUCUGCCAGAUUUAUGUCCAUCUCAAAGAAGGCAGUGGUGCUGACGGGCUGGAUGCUUUGAAGAACAAGCCACAACUGCACAGUAUGGUGGCCAAAAGCCUUUGUCAGAAUGCCUCUGGGAAGAACUACAUUAUCUUCACUGGCCCAAGCAUUACCAGCCUCAAUCUCUUUGAAGAAUUUGAGAAGCAAGAAAUUUACUGCUGUGGGUUGCUGAGCGCCAGGAAGAGUGACUGUACAGGCCUACCUCCAUCCAUGCUGAACAACCCUGACACUCCCCAGUCCAGAGGACAAUACAGAAUAAGAAUGAAGGGAAACAUGUCCUUGAUCUGCUGGUACAACAAAGGGCACUUCCGUUUUCUGACUAAUGCCUAUUCACCGGUUCAACAAGGAGUUAUAAUUAAGAGAAAAAGCGGAGAAAUUCCAUGCCCCUUGGCGGUUGAAGCAUUUGCUGCUCACCUUAGCUAUAUCUGCAAAUACGACGACAAAUACAGCAAGUAUUUUAUUUCUCACAAACCAAACAAGACCUGGCAGCAAGUAUUCUGGUUUGCCAUCAGCAUUGCUAUAAACAAUGCCUACAUCCUCUACAAGAUGUCAGAGGCCUACCAUGUGACGAGGUAUAGCCGUGCACAGUUUGGUGAAAGACUUGUAAAGGAGCUUCUGGGCUUGGAAGACAUCUCACCUUCCCAUUGAUGUAACGUUCUUGGAGGCAUAGGCAGGAGGUGGAAGGUAAGCAGAAGAAAAUACCACACCUGCAACAGCAAAGCAAGGAGCUUCUGACGCCACCAGUGCUGUCCUUAUCCAAAAACACCAAGUGAUGCCACUAGAGAGGUGGAAACUUUGUUCCUAGUAGCAGCUGGAUGUAAACAUGUUCUGCAGAAAGUGCCACAAGAAACGCUGACACAGAAUUGCAUAUGUGAAUGCCCUGUGGGUAUCUGUACACUGGAAAUGGACUUAAAUUAGUUGUCUCUCAAUGCCAUUCAUUAAACAGGGUCAUCUUGUAAAGUCAUGCUUGGGCUCAGUGCUUUCCACAAGCUGAGAUAGCUCAGCAGGCCCAGGUGGGCAUUGCAUAGAACUCUAUACCUUAUUUGGAGUUACUCAAUUCUAGGACAAGUAGUGUAAGUCUGUACCAUGGACUGUGGUUGAGAGUGCCAACCACCUUGUAGGAACCAUUGCUGUCCUCACAGUGUGCUAGAAGAAGCAGUUCCAAGACACGAACCCCAAAUAGGCAUAUUGACUAACAAAACCUUUAAAGCAGGCAGCCAGGAACUGAGAACUGAUUAAGACUUUUUUCUUUCUUUUUUUCUUUUUAAAGCAUAAGGCAAUUUGAUCCCCUGUAGAUCACAGCAAGAUUAGAAGAAACCAAAUACAUGAGUAAAUUUAAAAUGGAAAAGCAUGACACUGAUUUUUUUUUUUUUUUUUUAAACCAAGAUGAAACAUUUUAUACAUGAACAGUGAGUGGAUUAAUACUGCCUCACAUCUUAACUGCCAUGGCAGUUAAAAUCUGUUGGUAUACAGAUCAGAAAUAAGAGCAUAACAAUCAUAUUUUUUCUUGAUUUCAGCCAUCUUGUAUGUUGCUUUAAAGUCUAACAUAACGGACUGUUAAGUGGAUAACAAAAACAGUUUGUUUAAUUUCCUUUUAUAAGCGUCGAGACUUUUCAGUCCAGUUUGGAACUUCACUUGGCACACAGUUGGCAGGAAGAAAAUAAUUCACUAAUAGCUGUGUGUUUCACAUUAUCACUGCAGGAUGUUCUGUAGGAAUUCUUCUCACUAGAACACAGGGUUUGUUGCAGUAGCUGUAAUUAAGCAGAUUACUUGUUUAUCAAAAUAACAUAGCAUUGUGUUUUGCAAAAAGAAAGAAGUCCAGUUGCAGCCAGAAGUUAAGCAUCACUAAAACAGAGCAAGCCUAAAGAGUUCACCCGAGUCACACUGUAGAGGACAAGCAUUGUCAUGUGCUGGGGCCUGUGGCUGAGCAACUACAGUUUGGCAUUGGUGGAAUCUGAAGGCAUUAAAGCUUUAGGAAGCAGUGGAGAGCGAGGGAAGUAUGGUUGAACCAGGAGAGAAUAUGGAGGUGAAAUACUGCCCUGCCCUCUACGCAUUAUUGAUUUCAGUCCACAACUCAAUCACCAAAAAACUGUCUGUAUUCUAAAGGUUAACAGUGAUGAAAACAGUCAGAGUUGUAUUAACUUACAAGGCAUAAACCGCGUUGCUAGAAGGACCAACUGAUUUUUGGUCCCCAAGCUUAGCAUUUCCUGAGAAAUUUUAUCAAAGAACAACUUGGGCUGAUUCAAGAGUGAUGGAGUGAUUGAUUGAUUGAGAGAUCAAUGUAAACCUCACUAGUUUAUAUGAAGGGUCGUGAACAUGAAUUUCAGAACUGCCUGAAUUCCAUUGCUAUGACCAUCAGAUAUGCCAAGGCACUGCAAAUGCGUAUUGUGUAAAUCAGCAGGGGCUGGUAAAUGACUCUCUGGCUCAAAGAGAAUCCUUGCACUGACAGCUGUCUGUUUCCACCAACGUUUUGGUUUUUGGAGUAAGCUUAGGCAGAUCUCACCCGGUUGCAGGGAAAGUAAAGGGACAGCCAACACUUCAGUGGUUCUGCUUGCAGUACCACCUGGAGACUGCCCCACCUGUCCUGCUCUGCCUGCCAGCCACAAGAUGAGUGACAACCUACAGGUUUCUUAAGUGCUCAUUUUCUCAGUCCACAGCGUCUCCAUCCUGGAAAAGAGAAUAGCAAAGGUUACAACCAUGUGCACUGGAGGUCUCAAAGCCUCAAGAGGAAUGGGAGGGUUUGUACCACUGUAAGUCCUUGGCAGUGCUGGACUGUGGAGGGCCCUGAAGAUGAAUUCAAAUCUCCUUGUCCCAGCAGGGAAUGGAGAUGAUCCUUCUGCAGACUGAAUGUGUGGUGUGGCUGGAUCUUACCAGUCUUCUAAAUAUCCUAAGUGGAGGGGGAUACAAACGUCCAGCCGUCAGUUUCCAUUUCUUAAGAAACUCCAGAGAUACCUGAAGGCAAAUGGUGUUAUUGUUCUGAGAUCUCUGCUCAGGCAGUGCUGGCUUUCAUUGUUACAGGAUGAUUAGUGACAACUUCAUUAUGCCCUGUAAGUUUAUAUGGCAGUCAGAGUCAGGCUAGUAAGGAUAGGUGUGGCAGGAACUCUGCAGGUCAAACGUUGCAUGAACAGCAGCUGCUGGGAGCCCAUUCCCCUGCUUAACCAGAGCAUUUGCAAGAUGCUGACGCCCCCAGCAGCAAUGGAGAGGCUUGCAGGGCUUCCUAGGAGCUGCUUUGCAUGUCUGAGGAGCAAGCACAGCACUCUCCAGCUGUGUUGUAGCCCCUUCAGCUGGAGCUGGAGCCCUUUGCAAAUUGUUACAUCAUUACUGUGUACGCUUGAAGGCCUGGAUCUAUGCCUUCCCAUUUAGAAAAUGCCUUUUCUUUUUCAGGUGUCAGUAGGUCCAAGGUUUUAGAACAUUGAGUUUUUCUACUAACUUAUGUUGUUAAUUAUGGGAAUUACUUGAGCUAAAAUGACGAGGUCCUAGCUUUUUGCCUCAGGGACUGGGUCCUGAGUAGUUUUCCCUAGAAUUGGUGUUGAUGGGGGAUUACACAGUGGCUGACUAUUACAGGGAAGAUGCUUUAGUCUCCUUUUGCAAAGGAGAAAAAUUUAAACAAAAUUAUAGCUUUGCAAUGAAUUUCAUUUUCUUAGCCUUAACCAUCCUUCAUCAUUUUGAACAGGUGCCCUAAGCAUGCUCAAACAUUCCAUAAGUAAGCAAAAAUAUUUAUAUAUAUUUGUAUGUACAAAAUGCCUGAAUUUUGGCUCUGAAAGCCAACAAGCAGAACCCACCAAAGCAUAGUUUAUAUCCACAGAUAACUGUUCCACCUUAUCUUCUCCAUCUGUUGACUUGGAGUGGAUAGGGUUGAGGAAAGUUAUGAUUUUUCCUUGUUGAAAAAGCAUCUUGCACUUUCU